UGUAUCAGCCUGAACAUGGUCCAGGUCUUCCUCUGGUCCAGGUCUUCCUCUGGUCCAGGUCAGACCAGUGUGGUCUCUCUGGUGUCUCCUCCCUCUGAUGCUGCUGUGGAAGUGAAGAGUUCCUCUCUGAUCUCUUUAACCUCUCUGAUCUGUGUUGUUUCCUCUCCUGCAGGACAGACAAACAUCACAGCUGAACUUGGACAUGACGUCUCUCUGCCAUGUAGAGCUGGACAUGAUGGAGACAUCGAUGCUGUGGAGUGGACCAGACCUGAUCUGGAGUCAGAAUAUGUUCUUUUCUACAGAGAUGGUCAUCUUGAUCCAGACCACCAGCAUCCAUCUUUCCAGAACCGGGUGGAUCUUCAGGACAGACAGAUGAAGGAUGGAAACGUGUCUCUGAUUCUGAAGAAGGUGAUGACUAAAGAUACAGGAACAUAUGAAUGUAGAGUCUUCCAGAGAAGAACAGGCAGCAUGAUUGCAGAGUCCAAGUCCAUCAUCAUCCAUCUGGAAGUUUCUCCUCCAGGUACAACACAGGAUGGAGGAGACAAGGAUGGAGGAGACAAGGAUGGAGGACAUCAUGGACUGGUUGUGGGUCUGUUAGCUGCUGUGAUCGUUGGGAUCAUUGGGAUGGUUGUUGGUUUCUGGAUCUAUAAAAGACUCCAGAAGAAGAACUCAGCUCCAUCAAGCAGCAGCUUCACCAGCAGAGAUGAAGGAGGAAAUGAAAGUGAGGCCAACAUUUUAUGUGUGGAAGCACCAACAGAUCAGGAGAAACACCAAAACUCUUAACUGGUUUCAGCUGCGAUUUCCAGCCGAGACUGAAGAGAAAAUGGUUGAUUUAGUAAAAAGUGCAGCUUCUGGAAACAGA
This is a messenger RNA of Melanotaenia boesemani (Boeseman's rainbowfish), 862 nucleotides long. RefSeq lists its product as uncharacterized. The record is from RefSeq and is a predicted model, not a curated record. Bases 16 to 783 code for a protein of 255 amino acids. Gene Ontology annotation, cellular component: external side of plasma membrane. The transcript has 2 exons. Gene Ontology annotation, biological process: negative regulation of T cell proliferation; immune response; cellular response to lipopolysaccharide. Lineage: Eukaryota; Metazoa; Chordata; Actinopteri; Atheriniformes; Melanotaeniidae.